AUGACUGAGUUCAAUAUCGGAGCUCAUUGUUCUCAGGAGGAUUGCAAACAGUUAGAUUUCCUGCCUAUCAAUUGUGAACUCUGUGGUCGUAUCUUUUGCAAGACUCACAGUUCCUUGACGGCGCAUAAUUGUCCUAUAUCAAAUUCUUCCUAUCCUCAAGAAUCUAUCAGUCAUAGUCAAUAUUGUGAUGCUGAUAAUGGUGAAGAUAAUACCGGUAAUGUUUGUGAUUUUCAUCAGUGCGGUGAACGACAAUUGGUGCUGUUAACUUGUGAAGCAUGCAAUGGAAAUUUCUGUAUCAGUCAUAAACAAAAAGAAGUUCAUGAAUGUCCUUUCUUGGAAUCGAAUCAAAAGGAAAAAAGCCAAUCAACUAAAGUUGCCGUUGUCGAUCGAGCUGCUUUAAAUGCUAUUUCGCAUACACCAAUUGGAAAUAAACCAAAGGAGUCAACUACCAAACCAUUGAGUGAUCGUGCUCGAGCUACAAAGGCUAAAUUGAUUUUACUAAGAGCUAAAAUGGAAGCUUUACCAGGCGGUAAACACGCUAGAGAUUUACCAGAAUCAGAAAGAUUUGUUCUCCGGUUAUCAAUUAUGCCUGAUAUUCUUCCGAAUGAUACUAUAAUUUCAGCCUACUUUGGAAAGCGUUGGCCACUUGGUUGUGUUUUGGAUUAUGGUUGUGAACAGUUUCACUUGCCUAGAGAUAAAAAAUACGGAUUAAUUCGUGUACAAGAUGAAUUAGAUCAGAAUUAUGAAAUUGGUCAACUUCAGCAUGAUGAUAUCUCGAAAUCGCUACUUGAUUUAAGUUGUACAAUUAAACAGCAUAUUGAGGAAAAUUGUUUUUCAGAGGGUGAAUUAUUACAGAUUGUUUUCAUACCUCAAAUGUUGUCGUCGCCAUCGGAGUAG
Molecule: messenger RNA, 897 nt
Organism: Trichobilharzia szidati
Lineage: Eukaryota; Metazoa; Platyhelminthes; Trematoda; Strigeidida; Schistosomatidae
Source: the annotation of a GenBank genome assembly